Messenger RNA from Naegleria gruberi, 1758 nucleotides. RefSeq lists its product as uncharacterized. Gene Ontology annotation, molecular function: protein binding; snoRNA binding. The record is from RefSeq and is a predicted model, not a curated record. Lineage: Eukaryota; Heterolobosea; Eutetramitea; Acrasida; Naegleriidae. The transcript has a single exon. Bases 1 to 1758 code for a protein of 585 amino acids. Gene Ontology annotation, cellular component: small-subunit processome.
AUGGUGAAUCAAUUGGAAAGAAUUUCACAAAUGAGACAAAGUCACGACUCUUUAUUGAUGAAUCUUGAGGAUAUUUCGCCUAGGACACCUAAAAGUGCUACCACAAAGAAGAAAAAGAAGGAAAAACUGUCAAAUGUCCAAUCCAAAGUGUUUCAAUAUAAGAGCUGUGGAACAAUGACUACCAUGAAAUUUAUUCCCAAGUCUUUGAAUGGAAAUUAUCAAUUCUCCAAUCAAAUAUUGCUAGGAGGAGAUGUAGAUGGUUGUAUUCAACUUUACAAAAUUCCAGAUGAUUAUUCCAUUGUAAACUCUAGCUCAACAAAUUUCACACUCACUUCACCAACUCUCAUUCCACUUCCUUCACGACCUUUUAUCAAUAGAAUUUGUACAACCAGUGAUGGACAUUGUUAUGUUGCCUCAGACGAUUCCACACUAUUCUGUUAUGACCUUUCACAACACAAUUCGAAACAAAUUAUUGGACCACAAUUGACUUUCAAUGAACAUGUCAAUUACAUUACAGAUGUUAAAACUAAUUGGAGGGAGAAUUUAAUUGCCUCAACUUCCCUUGAUAAGACUUUGAAAAUUUGGUCUAAUCAAUUGAGUCGACCAAUAUAUAGCGUGAAUUUGAAAGAGUUUGUUCAUUCGUGCUGUUGGAUGCCAAACUCUGAAUUUUCAUUAUUCACAUCUUCAUCUAAGGAUUCGAUUAUUACUGAUCUUCCGUGUUCUAUCAAGUGGUGGGACAUUAGAAAAAUGUCGAAUUAUGUUACUGAGAUUAUUCAAAACGAUAAUUUGGUAGAAUUUCAAGCUGAUUUGGCAUAUUCAUUAGAAGAUGAUGAUGAAUGUGAUACCAACUCUAAUAGUCAAUAUUCUUCAAAUACUUUAUUUGGAAAUUGGACAAAUAAUUCUCAGAAAAGAAAAUUUCCAAAACAAGAACCAGAAUUUACUUUUGGAAGCGAAGCAUGCAUUACAAGUGAAAAUUCAUAUUUCGAUAGCAAGUCCCAACGUUAUAUUGAACCUUUCAUUUCACAUUGUAAAUCACAGGAAAAGAUUUUCGAUUUACAUUGUUUACAAAAUUCUAGAAACGAACCAAUUCUCAUUUCAACUUCCCAACUUGGAAGUAAAUUGUGGAAUUUAGGAAAUAAUUGUAAGCCAACAGGUAUUUCAUCACUAAUUCACAAAUAUUCAUCAAAUCCAUGUAUGGAUACUCAAAUAGUUCCAGCAUUUUAUGGAAAUGACAUGAUGCUCACUGGUUGUAGAGAUGGACAUUUGUACAUGUGGAAUUCCAUUCACUCCAUUGAGAAUUCUAACAAGAAAACUAACUAUUCUCACAAAUUUGAAAAGAUUCAUCCCAGUUCUAUUCGAUCCUUGGCCAUUUCGGAUACUUUAUUGGCAUCGAGUGAUCAAUUUGGAAAUCUCUGUAUUGUCUCCUUGUUAGAUGACACCACCGAGAAUGUUAAUAGUAUUGGAGAAGGUUGUUCUGCAGACGAUCAAGCACAUCAUAAUACUUCAUUCGAUCAAAUUUCUCUCAAUUCUUCAUUUGACAGUUGUUCAACUUCCUUAAUAUUCGAUUCUUCCAUAUUCGAUAUCAUUGAAAGAACAAAAAAUAGUCAAAUUGAAUUAGAGAAUUUACUUUCGAAUAAUCCAUCCUCUUCCAAUGCGUACAUGGAUGUUGAUUUGCCGCCUUCCACACCAAAAACGAAAUCCAAGAGAAAGAGUUCAACACAGUCCUCCAGUUCACUAUCCAAAAAGAAGAAAGAUUAA